Sus scrofa (pig) is the source of this 5267-nucleotide messenger RNA. It is a transcript of the gene RANBP10, whose product is annotated as RAN binding protein 10. The record is from RefSeq and is a predicted model, not a curated record. Gene Ontology annotation, molecular function: protein binding. Lineage: Eukaryota; Metazoa; Chordata; Mammalia; Artiodactyla; Suidae.
CCCGCCCCCAGUGACACAAUAGCAGCUCCCUCCAAGAUGGCGGCGGCGACGGCGGAUCCGGGAGCUGGGAGCCCGCAGGUUGGAGACUCCUCCGGCGGGGGCGCUGGGGGCGGGCUGCCGUCUCCGGGGGAGCAGGAACUGAGCCGGCGCCUGCAGCGCCUGUAUCCCGCGGUCAACCAGCAUGAGACGCCGCUGCCGCGCUCCUGGAGCCCCAAGGACAAGUACAACUAUAUCGGCCUCUCCCAGGGCAACCUCCGCGUCCACUACAAAGGUCAUGGCAAAAAUCACAAAGAUGCAGCCUCAGUGCGCGCCACCCACCCCAUACCUGCUGCCUGUGGCAUUUAUUACUUUGAGGUGAAGAUUGUCAGCAAAGGAAGAGAUGGGUACAUGGGAAUAGGACUCUCAGCUCAAGGAGUCAGCAUGAACAGACUUCCUGGUUGGGAUAAACAUUCCUAUGGUUACCAUGGUGAUGAUGGGCAUUCCUUCUGCUCCUCUGGGACUGGCCAGCCCUAUGGUCCGACAUUCACCACAGGAGAUGUGAUUGGCUGCUGCGUCAACCUCAUCAAUGGCACCUGCUUCUACACCAAGAAUGGCCACAGCCUUGGUGUAGCCUUCACAGACCUCCCGGCCAACCUCUACCCCACCGUAGGCCUGCAGACACCCGGGGAGAUUGUGGACGCCAACUUUGGGCAGCAGCCCUUCCUGUUUGACAUUGAGGACUACAUGCGGGAAUGGCGUGCCAAGGUCCAGGGCACUGUCCACUGCUUCCCCAUCAGUGCCCGGCUUGGCGAGUGGCAGGCGGUGCUGCAGAACAUGGUCUCAUCUUACCUGGUGCAUCAUGGGUAUUGUGCCACUGCCACGGCUUUUGCCCGAAUGACUGAAACCCCGAUUCAGGAAGAACAAGCAUCCAUAAAGAACAGACAAAAGAUUCAGAAGCUGGUGUUGGAGGGCCGUGUGGGUGAGGCCAUUGAGACUACACAGCGCUUCUAUCCAGGGCUGCUGGAGCACAACCCCAACUUGCUCUUCAUGCUCAAGUGCCGACAAUUUGUGGAAAUGGUGAAUGGGACUGACAGUGAAGUCCGCAGCUUGAGCUCCCGAAGCCCCAAAUCCCAGGACAGCUACCCAGGCUCCCCCAGCCUCAGCCCCCGCCAUGGCCCCAGUAGUUCCCACAUGCACAACACAGGAGCAGACAGUCCCAGCUGCAGCAAUGGAGUCGUGUCCACCAAGAGCAAGCAGAACCACAGUAAAUACCCUGCGCCGAGUUCCUCCUCUUCCUCCUCAUCCUCUUCAUCCUCCUCAUCUCCAUCCUCCGUCAAUUACUCCGAGUCCAACUCAACAGAUUCCACCAAGUCCCAGCCACACAGCAGUACCAGUAACCAGGAGACCAGUGACAGUGAGAUGGAGAUGGAGGCAGAGCAUUACCCCAAUGGUGUGCUGGAGAGCAUGUCCACACGCAUCGUCAAUGGUGCCUACAAGCAUGAGGACCUGCAGACAGAUGAGUCCAGCAUGGAUGAUGGGCAUCCUCGGCGGCAGCUCUGCGGGGGCAAUCAGGCAGCCACAGAAAGGAUUAUCCUCUUUGGCCGUGAGCUACAGGCGCUGAGCGAGCAGCUGGGCCGAGAAUACGGCAAGAAUUUGGCCCACACGGAGAUGCUGCAGGAUGCCUUUAGCCUGCUUGCGUACUCAGACCCCUGGAGCUGCCCAGUUGGCCAGCAGCUGGACCCCAUCCAGAGGGAGCCUGUGUGCGCUGCCCUCAACAGCGCCAUUUUAGAGUCUCAGAACCUGCCAAAGCAGCCCCCUCUGAUGCUUGCCCUGGGCCAGGCAUCUGAAUGUCUGCGGCUCAUGGCCAGAGCGGGCCUGGGAUCUUGCUCUUUUGCCAGAGUCGAUGACUACUUGCACUAGCUGACCACACACUGGCUGGCCUCACCUGGCCCUCCCUCGGCCCAGGGCUGGAGCAGCCCUGCCCUCCAUCGGCACCUGGUGCAGGGACCUGGGAGCCAUGGGCAGAGUCCACUCCUGCCUGGCCUCCCCUCUUCCCUCCCUCCCUUCCUUUUUCCUUCCUUUCUUCCUCCUUCCUUCCUUCCUUCCUCCCUCCCUUCCUUCCUUUCUUUUAUCUCCACCCUCAGUCUCUCUCUCUCCCCCUUCACGUGCAGCGGCCUAUGACACAGUAUUGGCUGGUUUCUCUCAUGUAGCGCCUUCUAUUUUGAAAGGGGGGGAUUGUUUUGAGGAGGGGUUGGGGUUUUUUAAUCCUUUUUUUCCUCCUGACUGAGCCACCAGUAUUUAUCUCUGGAGAGUUUGUGCUGAGCUGGUUUCUGCUUAUUUAGUGAUGAAGCCAAUCCAAGUUGGUGAUAGCUUAUUAUUUUCAUAAGUAAAAAAAAUUGAGAGAUUAUAUAUAUAUAUAUAUAUAAAUAUAAAAAAAGACACAGUAUUUAUCGUAGUGUUAGUGGUCCAGCACCUCUUGGGUGAGGCUGUCCAGACACCAUAUGUUUUUAUUUGAGUCUAACUCAUUAAAAAGAAUCAUCUCUGUCACCUCAGCCAAGUGAUUCAUUCAUUUCAGGCUUCCCCUUUGUUGAGCCACAGGCCCAGCUGCAGCCUAAGGAAACCCAGUAGGCUUUGUGGGAGCCUCAUAGUGGGCAGGUCAGGGUAAGCUGGUUUGCAGCAUCUGAGAGGAGUGCGUUCCUAGGCCCCUGAGAGCCAAAUGGAGCAGAGAGUUGCAGGGCCAGGGGUCCGGAGGAGAGAUGAGUUGGCCCAGGGCUACACAGCAAAGGAAGGGAGUAGAGAGUCUUUGGCCAGCACGCUGUCUACCAUUCUGCCCUGCCUCUCACUGCCUACCUCCCCCUCUCUUUCUUCCCUUUUCAACGUCCUGCCUUCCUUUGUUGUUAAGAUGGCCAAAUAAUUCAUUUACUCUAAAUCAAUUGCCUGGAAACUACCUGCCUUUGACCCAAGAGCUGCUGUGUGAAAAGCUGCGAGGAGGAAGCCUCCAUGGAGGACAGAGGCCCAUGAGUACAGGGGCUGCCUUCGUUUUCUGCCUGAAUCUUUACUGUCUCUGCACAGCUCUGAUGGAAUUGAUGCUUUCUUUUGAGAAGCCAGGACCUCAUGGAGACUGAUUCUUGGGCUGCCAGUCGCUGGAGUGGAUGGAACCCUUGACCUCCUAGGCCAGGCCUCACUGCAGCUAUGCUAGGCGGCUCCUUGCAGUUUGGCCCUGGCCACUUUUAGGGAAGACUCUUACGAGUAUUUGCUGACCAGAGGAAGGGACCUCAUGGGCUUUUACACGUCCCACCAUCCGUGUCAGGAAUCCUCACAGCGGGUUGGUCAAAAACAGUCCUGGUACUUCCAUCAGGGAAUCAGGAGCAGAGGGCUGAGGGGGCUGCCAGGAUUUGGGCAGGCCAUCUGUGGAGAGGACUGACUGCCCUCAUCUGUGGAGGAAGAAAGGGAGGAGGCCUCCCAGAGGAGCACCAGGAGCAGCUGGAUGUCCCCAUCUGCAUCACAGUGGGAGGGAGUGCACAAGCAAAGGGCCAAGAUCAGAAGUCCAACUUCCAGUCCCCACCCGGAUUAGGGCUGGCCAAGCUCCUGCUCUCCAUCAGUGGACAGGAAUGGUGGUAUGCCCUGAGGAAUUCAGAGCCCACCAGGACUUGCUGGGCCCACCAUUGGACAAGAGAAAUGAUUGGGUUGGACCAACUGUUGGUGAUGAGGUCCUUGGCCCUCUGCUUUCCCGGAGUUCUGCCCUGGGACAUGAUCUUGUAGGCUGCAGCUUUUUCUUGGCCCCCACUAGGGGCCCAGCUGGCAGCCCAGAGAUCGUAACCCAUCAGGGAGGUAUUGUCCUGUCUGUAAAGGAAAUUCAUCCUGUGCAAAGCUGGGGAUACCAAGCUCCCAAACCUAGAGGUUGGAAACAUCAGGCCAUUAAAACAGUCAUCAGGGAAUUAAAACCAGAGGCUUUUGCAGUUGGAAUGAAGUUCAGAGAACAUCUGUUCCGCAGUCCUCUCCUUUUAUAGAUAAGGAAACAGGCCCAGGAGAUUAAGUGAGUUGGCCAAAGUCACACAACAGAUCAGUGGCAGAACUGGGAUUAACCUCAUCCCUGUGGUUUGGACAACACUGUUUAGUCCUAAAACUGAAUGGUGGGUGAGGGGUUAGGCUGGCCGGGCACCCAGCAAUGUCUGAGCAGCUGGUACCUUCAGGGGUGGGGAUGGGUGCCUGGGCUUGGGUUGUGGAGCGGCUGAAAGGGCCCAGGAGGGCUCAGGACAGCUGUGUGCUGCUUGGGGUUGGGUGUCCUCCUGGCUCACACUCAAUACCCACGGCCACCUCCCCAUUUUCUGUGCCUUAUCUCACUGUUUCAGCUGAGUCCAAGUUGUUUACUCUGUUCCUCUCCAGAGGGGCUCUCUGUCCCAGUUGGACAGCUUACCUUUGGGACAUAAGCCUUUGCCCCCCAAACCGUGGAGAGGACCAAAAUCAAGCUGCUUGAGCCCACUGUCUUGUUGAUAGUCCAGGCCUGUCUGCCAGCCAGAGGAGUCCCUUAUGCACACCGAGUCCUACCAGCCUGCUUCCGGUAGCAGAGAGUGGGGAAGACACCUGGGAGGCAUCCCAUGAAGAGCUGGACUUAAACCUACAGAGCAGGAAGAAGAUCUGACUGUCAGGUUGUCCAGCCCUGCAGGAGCUUUCCCUACUUACCUUUCCCCAUGUGCUACCAAAUGGUUGCUCCUUCCAGGGCAGAAACUGGCAGACACACGCAGAAAGCCAGAAGCCCUGUUCCUCACCCACGUGGGUCUGUGGCUGGGUGCAGGCCAGCAGAACAGGGACACGAAGAGAUGGAGAAGUGGGGACUGCCCAGCCACCCAGCACCUUCCUCCCCCUUAAGCAAGCACAAAGAAAAUGAGGCAGAGACCUGUCAGAGCUGAAAGUUCCUUUGGUUGCUCACAACUCAGGUAUGCACACCGCGUGGCAGCUGAGCAGCAGAGCCCUACUUGACCGCCAGUCCCAUGCACCCGGACCUGUGGCCAGAUUGUGGACUCUGGCUGCCUCAGGCGUCACCUCUUUGCAUAGGGUUUUCCUCCAUUAGUAACUACAGCUGACACAGACGUCCUCCACAUUGUGCGCACUGGUUCUGCCUUUGUCCUUGCAAGUUGAUUCUUGGCAUUAGCAUGAAACUUGUGGGUGUGGGAGGGUUUAGAGAGAAUUCUAACACAAAACAUCCUAUUAAAUUGUACUUGAGAGAUGAAAAAACUCCUGUUGUAUUUUGACAGAAUUAUUUUUAUUAAAAUACAUGUCCAUGAGCA